AGCCACAAGUAUCGAACAGCAUUCGCAAUCAAAAUGUUCAAGUACCUCGUCGUCGCUGCCAUCAUCCCGGUCCUGGCUUUGGCCAGCCCAACACCCUUCCGCACCUGCCCCAACAAUGCUCCGGUUCCGGAGACGUUCACGGUAGGAGACUGCACCUCCCUGCCGUGUCCCAUCGUUCGUGGACAACCCCUGGAGGCCAAGGGUGGUAACAUUAUCAGCCCGGUUUCCACCAGCACUGUCGAAGCCUACAUCACCGUUAGUCUGGCCGGAUUGGACUUGGACUUCCCGAUUCCCGAGGAAUUGGUGGAUGCUUGCGCCAAUGGAAUCAAUUCCUGCCCGCUUGUUGCUGGACAACCUUUCGACUAUGUGUUCUACGACGAUGACAUGAACCUGCCGCUCGGUGGCAUCACCGUUCAGAUCCGAGUCGGUCUGCGAGAUGGUGCAACCGAAAUCGCCUGCGUGGAGUUCGAUGGGGCUUUGAUCUAAAGCGGUGCUGGAUGUGGUUGCCUGCGUUUGAGUGUGUGAUAUCUGAUAUUAUAAUCGUUUGGAUUUAUCGAA
Messenger RNA from Topomyia yanbarensis, 558 nucleotides. RefSeq names its product NPC intracellular cholesterol transporter 2-like. The record is from RefSeq and is a predicted model, not a curated record. Bases 34 to 486 code for a protein of 150 amino acids. The transcript is spliced from 2 exons. Lineage: Eukaryota; Metazoa; Arthropoda; Insecta; Diptera; Culicidae.